Molecule: messenger RNA, 4011 nt
Organism: Ostrea edulis (European flat oyster)
Lineage: Eukaryota; Metazoa; Mollusca; Bivalvia; Ostreida; Ostreidae
Exons: 1
Coding region: 1-4011 (1336 amino acids)
Biological process (GO): DNA integration; proteolysis
Molecular function (GO): zinc ion binding; aspartic-type endopeptidase activity; nucleic acid binding
Source: RefSeq, a predicted model, not a curated record
AUGGCGUCGUACCAGGUUCAACCGCCAGAAAAUUUCACCUUCACGAAACCUGAAGAGUGGCCGAAAUGGGUUAAACGGUUUGAGAAGUUUAGAGUUGUUUCAGGCCUAAGCAAGAAAGAUGAGGCAAUUCAGGUGAACACACUUAUAUACGCCUUGGGUAAUGAGGCCGAGGACAUUUUCAAUUCAUUUGGAUUAAAUGAGGAUGACGCCAAGAAAUAUGAAACGGUUAGUGACAAAUUUCAAGCACACUUCGUUUCACGUCGAAAUGUUAUUUUCGAAAGAGCCAAAUUUAACCAAAGAAAACAACAAGAAGGGGAGUCCGCAGACAGUUUUAUAACUGCACUUUAUACCGUAGUUGAACACUGUGAGUAUGGACAAUUGAAAGAUGAAAUGAUCCGAGAUAGAAUAGUUGUUGGCAUAAGAGACAGCAAAUUAUCAGAAAAACUUCAACUGAAUCCAGAUCUAAAGCUUGAAGAUGCCAUAAACCAAGCCCGUCAGAGAGAAGCUGUUCAAAAACAACAAGCUAUCGUUCGCAAUGAACUGAGUUCUUCGUCAGGAGGAGCAUCAAGUGUAGAUGUCGUCAGCAAUUUCAAGAAACAUGGACAAAGAAAGAAACACUCCUUUCAAUCGGGAAAAUCCAACAAAAAAGGGUUCACAAAACCAGCUAGUGGACACAAUAAUAAGGGUGCUAAACCAGUAUCCUGCCACAGAUGCGGAAAUUCGCAAGCUCACAGCAGAGAGGAAUGUCCCGCCAAAAAUCAGAAAUGCAACAAAUGCCAUAAAAUUGGACACUUUGCUCGAAAAUGUCAGAGUCUACACGAAAUUGCUAUUGAAUCAGAUGAAGAAUUCUUAGGGGCAAUACACGAAAAUGCAAAUUCCAGUGAAUGUAAACCAUGGCUGACAACUAUUGAAAUUAAUGGACAUGCAGUCGAAUUCAAAAUCGACACGGGUGCCGAUGUUACUGCUAUUCCGGAGAAAACUUUCAAUACAUUAAAUGUGAACAACCUUCAGUUAUCACAGAAAAUUCUGAAAGGUCCUGGCAGAAACACUUUAAACGUAAUUGGAAAGUUUCGUUGUGAAUUAUUUCAGGAAAACCGCAAAACUCAUCAAGACUUGUAUGUUAUUCGAGGCCUCAACAAACCACUUCUUGGGAGACCAGCUAUUGAGAAACUAGAAAUAGUCAAACAGAUUGCAAGUUUGCAGCUGCACUCUGAUUACAAGCAAAAAUUUCCUUCACUCUUUCAAGGACUUGGAAGAUUACAGGGGGAGUACGAGAUAAAGAUGAGAGAGGACGCGCAACCGUACGCAGUCACCGCACCAAGGAGAGUGGCCUUACCCUACCUUGAGAAAGUCAAAGAUGAGCUAAGUAGGAUGGAGAGCUCAGGAGUUAUCUCACCUGUAGAUGAGCCUACGGACUGGUGCUCAGGUCUUGUGGUGAUCCCAAAGAAAAACAACUGUGUUAGACUUUGUAUUGACCUGACACAACUCAACAAGUGGGUCAGAAGGGAGAAUUUCCAAUUACCAAGCACAGAGGAGACCCUCAACAGACUCACAGGAGCCAAAGUUUUUUCAAAGUUAGAUGCUAACAGUGGAUUUUGGCAAAUACCUCUAGAUCCAGCAUCUAGACUUUUGACCACAUUUAUUACACCAUUUGGGCGAUAUUGUUUCAACAGACUACCGUUUGGUAUCUCAUCAGCCCCGGAGUACUUCCAGAAAAGGAUGCAGAUGAUUCUAGCUGGGUUUGAGGGAGUCUUAUGUCAGAUGGACGACAUACUUGUGUUUGGAGCCACCCAAGAGGAACAUGAUGGCAGGCUAGAAAACGUGUUGAGAAAGCUGUGUGAAGCAGGCAUAACUCUUAACAGUGCAAAGUGUGAGUUCUCAAAGGACCAAAUCACCUUUGUAGGACAUGUCAUAGACCAAAAUGGGAUUCAACCUGAUCCGAAGAAGGUGUCAGCAGUCAAAAACUAUGAAGCACCGCAAAAUGUGACAGACGUUCGACGCUUCUUAGGAAUGGUGAAUCAGCUCGGACGAUUUACUCCUAAUCUGGCAGAGCAUAGCAAACUGUUGCGUGACUUGCUACACAAGGACAACGAAUUUACAUGGGGACCUCCACAGGAGCAAGCUUUCAGCAAGAUUAAAGAAGAACUGAGUAAUGAGACAGUUCUCGCUCUGUAUGAUCCAAAAGAUCCAACAAAAGUGUCGGCAGAUGCGUCGUCAUAUGGAUUAGGAGCCGUACUUCUCCAAGCGACAGACAGCAGCAGCAAUCAUUGGAAGCCAAUUGCUUAUGCGUCACGAUCCAUGGGCCCAACCGAGCAACAAUACGCACAAGUAGAGAAAGAAGCACUUGCUGUGACGUGGGCUUGUGAGAAAUUCUCAGAUUUCCUGAUUGGCAUGAAAUUUAACAUAGAGACAUACCAUAAACCCCUGAUAUCUCUACUGGGAUCGAAAGCUAUUUCUGAUCUACCACCAAGGAUACAGCGUUUCCGCAUGCGACUCAUGAGAUAUGAGUAUGAGAUAUACCAUGUUCCUGGUAAAAAUCUUUACACAGCUGAUGCACUCUCUAGAGCACCGCAGCAAGAGAUGUCAAAAGAAGAGGAGGAGUUCCAGACGGUGAUGGAAGCAUACGUAGACUCCAUCAUAGAAACUCUUCCAGCAAGCGAGUCGCUACUAGAAGAAAUACGACGAAAACUACAUGAGGAUAGCGUGUUACGCAUUGUCAUGCGGUACUGUGAGGAGGGUUGGCCAGGAUUUGAAAAGCCACCGAUCAACAUUGUCACUCUUCCAUUUUGGCAGAUAAGAGAAAAACUCUCAGUCUGUCAAGGCUUACUUAUGAGAGGAAAUCGACUCGUUAUUCCUACAGCUCUAAGAGCUGACAUGUUGCAGAGAAUCCAUGAAGGACAUCAAGGAAUACUGAAGUGUCGGGAACGAGUCAGAAAUUCUAUUUGGUGGCCAGGGAUUAAUCGUGAAACCGAGGACCUAGUGAAAAGCUGUUCUGUCUGUGUGAAAAACAGACCAGAUCACGCAGAGCCUUUACGACCAACCAAAUUUCCAGACAGGCCAUGGAAGAUGUUAGCAACAGACCUAUUUCACCUGAAAAUUGACAAUUAUCUACUCGUCGUUGACUAUUUUUCCCGCUAUGUUGAAAUAGCAAAGUUGGAAAGCACCACAUCACAGAUCAUAAUAAAUCAUCUUAAAUCGAUGUUCGCUAGGCAUGGUAUACCGGACACAUUGGUGUCUGACAAUGGACCACAAUAUGCCAGCUCAGUUUUCCAGACCUUCUCCAGGAAUUACGGAUUCCGUCUCCAAACUAGUAGUCCUCACUAUUCACAAGGAAAUGGUGAAGCCGAACGUGCUGUGCAGACAGUAAAACGUUUACUAAGAAAUGCGACAGACUCGUACCUUGCAUUGCUUGCAUACAGAGCAACUCCAUUGAAGAAUGGAUGCAGCCCAGCUGAACUUUUAAUGGGGAGAAAACUCAGGACCACUUUGCCAGAAAAUCCGAGAAACUAUUACCCAAAAUGGCCAGACUUAGGAAAAGUACGUCAUCUAGAGGAACAAUCCCGUCAGAACCAAAAACUUAACUUUGAUUUCGCAAAGAAAGCAAGACCUUUAUCUCUGUUGAAAGCUGGAGAAACAGUAUGGGUGAAGGGAGAAGGAGGAGGAACGACCGGAACAGUGGUAACCAGGACACAACAGAGUGACCGCUCUUACAUCAUUGAGACACCCAAAGGAUCGAUUCGCAGGAACCGUCGUCACUUAGCACCAGCAAGCAUGUUGAAGGAUGAAGUAUUCGCGAGUGACACAUUUGACCAAGAUAUGGACAUUCGUAACAAUGUGAAUCCUGUGAGUGAAAAUGCGCGUAACAAGACCAGUGAAACAGUGUCGCACACUACCCGAAACCAAGUCGCGACAAAGUCUGUGAACGAGAAACUUACCUGUGUUGAUCAAAACACAUCGCGCAUCACCAGAUCUGGUAGAGUGUCAAAGCUGAUCGAGAGACUGAAUUUGUGA